UGACUCAAGAAGGCCUUUUUCCUUUAGUCGAGACUCAAGGCUAGUUAAGGAUUCUCCGCAUUGUGAAUGAAAGUGAAACAUGUUAGAGAUCAUUAAUCAUUAGUCUGGCUAGUGGCUAGGGUGAAUCAUACCUAAGUGAGUUCCCAACUUGUAAUUAAAUUAACUUUACCUAUAGUUUGCUAGAGUAGUUUUAGUUGUUCUAUCUUAAUAUGGUUUGCUAGAUAAUGAACUGAAGCUAAGUAAUAGUAACUCUAGAGACCCGUGGAUUCGAUAUUUAUUACUUGAUCCACUAUACUGCAGUCCUUUCAUUGGUUACACUUGGCCUUUGUUAGGAGUUGUGUCAUAGCGAGUCAAGGCGCCUGCUUCUCUCGAUUGACGAGCUCAUCUACCACGAGCUCUGCAUGGAUUCUACUCCACGUUUGCCCAUGCAGUCAUGUCCUGCAAGAUGAGCCGGGCAUAUGCGUAGUUCAUGCUGGAAGGUCAGCCUCGAGUGCUGACCUAUGAUGCAUUUGCCCAGGCCAUGGGGCUCGACCCAACGUACAUGACGAUGACGGAGCGGCAGUACACAUCCGACUUCCACUAUCAGGCCGCAUUCAGGGCCCUCAGUCGUCCAGAGCACGAGGAAUUUAAGGCGAGCCGCACCAAUGCGGUGCAGUUACGGACCCCUUGGAGGAUCCUGCAUACCCUGCUCACUCGCUCUAUCGUCCCUACCCUGUAGUCGGGACACCUGCUCACAAAUAGGGGGGCUGCUAGCUCUCUUCUCCAUGAGGCAUCCAACAGAGCCGAUCCACCUGGGAUCACUAAUUGCCACCUCUUUCGCUUGAUGUCUGGGGCGGAAAAGGGUGGACACCAUGCACAUGGGGGCAUCAUCACAAGGCUGGCCUGCCAGUUUUAGGUGGAUCUGGAGCGAUGCUCCAUCGUGGAACGCACAGACCAUUCCUGGUGUCGACUCUCUACAACCAGAAGCUAGUGCUUUAGGGAGAGCAGGGAGUGGAGUACCUUGAGGGGCUCCAACCCUUAGGAGUCAUGAGACCAGAGGUUUACCCGGCUCCAGUGGAGCCAGAUGCAGAGGUACCACCUCCAUCGCCCAGUACCACCACCACCAGCUGGUAUUCCCCUCGUCUAGAGGAUGGAUUACCCCGAGACCCAUGUCAUGGGAGUGACUUCCCAACUCGACCGACAGACCGACCUCCUUGAGUAGAUGGCUCGACCCCAGAGCCUCAUUCCAGAUGAUGAGUCGAGGCCUUCGGCCUAGUGAGACUGUGAGAGGUAGCUGGCGGGGGAGAUAUGUGGAAAAGCUGAUUUCUUUCGCCCCACUACUCCACUUGGAACUAUGAACUCUUUUGUUUUAUUUUUCUUUCUUUAAUUUGGUGUGUGUGAUCAUAAACUACAACUAUCGUAUUGUGAUGUGUAUAACCUCGCCUCGAGCGAGUCGUAUUGUGUUUGUGUAUGUGUAUAUGUGUGUUUUGUCUUCUCCUUGAAGCUUAAAUCUCCUACCUGGGGACCAAUUCUAACUUUCACUCACCAAGUAAAGCGGUAACACUCGAUCUACCCCUAUCUUACGCCAUUGAGGCCAAUGUCGAACUUAAGUGUGUGUGUGGGUGGGGGUGGGGGGUAGUUAAUUCUUAUGCUUGUAUGAGUGUGAUUGAUGCUUGGAACCUUGAUGUAUGCCCAAAUUUGAAAAAUUUCGAGGGCUCCAAGCAAUGUUUGCAUGAUCAAAGUAGCCGGUUUGUAGGAGAAUCUCAUGUUUAUUGGCAUUGACCCUGAAUUAUUGCAUGUGAUCGAGUGUGUCCAAUGAUGAUGACUCAAAGGUGAAAUAUGAUAGUGCAAAAUUUUAGUUCUCAUGUGUGCAAAAGUGAAUGGAUGUCUUGACUCGGUUACUUGUUUAUUACAAUUGCCAUGCAUUGUGUUUUGUGAAAGUGGAAUGAAUGAUUGGGUGACUAGGUACCCAUGUGAGUUUUGAGUCAAUCGUUUUAUUCUUGUGUGCUUAAAUCCAUCUUACCAUGGCGAGUAACAUCAAGGUUGUCAUUAGUGAUUAUGAUGGAGGCAUAGGAUUAGUCCACACCCAAAUUUUGAUUCUCCCGAAAUGUUUUAUCCCCUAGUCAACCCCUUUGAGACUUGUGACUUUGAGGGUCGUUCUCAUGAUUAGGAGCUUUGUGCUUGUGAGUUUAAUGGUUCUUGAUAGAAUGACCCCCCAUCCUUUCUUUGUGUCUAUACGUGUGUUGUCCUUGUGUCCCGAAGCUCUAGCUUUUGAGUUCCAUUGAGGUUCUACAUAGGAGGAUUGUGCGCGGUUCUUGCUAGGAAUGAAAGAGAAAAGAGUAGUGUUGGAGUGAGUUCUUAAAGGAGAAGGUACCCCCCCCCCCCCUCCUCAAAAAGAACAGAAAAAGAGAAAAGGAAAGUAGAAAGAAAGAAAAAGAAAAGAGAAACAAAAAAGAGCUAAUAAAACGGGGUCAAUAAA
This is a messenger RNA of Linum trigynum, 2458 nucleotides long. The record is from the annotation of a GenBank genome assembly. NCBI's taxonomy places the organism in Eukaryota, Viridiplantae, Streptophyta, Magnoliopsida, Malpighiales, Linaceae.